This is a messenger RNA of Homo sapiens (human), 7546 nucleotides long. RefSeq names its product G protein signaling modulator 2 (gene GPSM2). The record is from RefSeq and is a predicted model, not a curated record. Bases 887 to 2941 code for a protein of 684 amino acids. NCBI's taxonomy places the organism in Eukaryota, Metazoa, Chordata, Mammalia, Primates, Hominidae. The transcript has 17 exons. Gene Ontology annotation, cellular component: cell cortex; lateral cell cortex; lateral plasma membrane. Gene Ontology annotation, molecular function: GTPase regulator activity; GDP-dissociation inhibitor activity; G-protein alpha-subunit binding.
GCAGAGGAGGGCGGUGUUGAGACCGGCGGAGCGGCGGGACCCCUAGGUGGCGGAGGGACGCUCCGGGAAAGCGAGGGGCGCUACGAGCUCUGGCCCACGUGACCUGCCGGGGGCGGGAGCAGGGGGCGCGCCGGCCUCCUGCGGUGCCCCUGCCUUGGGGAGGGGCCGUGACCACCCGUCUGUCGCCCGAGGCGGCCGCCGCUGCACCUUCACCGCGUACCCGGGACCCGCCCGCCCGCGGGAGAUAAAAACUAUACUAGAGUCCAGCGACUUCUUACCACUCUGAAUGUGAGUAACAAAUUGUGAAUCAAAGCCCGAAUCCCCGUGGAAUUCAUUCCGAGGCUGAUUGCAAUCACUUGGAGUCGGGCGCGUCCUACCUAAACCAGGCAGUUUAUGGCAAAUACCUGCCUUGACCGUGCUUAAAUUAGUGAACUUUUGGGCACCAACUGGUCGAUUUACCAUAGAAAUUGGUAGUUGCUGCAAAAAGAGGAACAAUGCCAAGGAAAAAAGUCUACAUGUUCAGUAGAGACACAACUUUUCAUUUUCUUUCCUGAAUAUUUUUGAUACGCGGUUGGUUGAAUCCACUAUGCAGAACCCACAGAUCUGGAGGACCUACUAUAAUUUAAUUUAAUUCUAAGAAAUGUUGCUGAAGUGCUGCUGAAAGGGCCAGAGAUGCAAGGAUUUGGGAUACAUUUUGAACCUUUAAGCUGUCUGACAUUGACCUCCUUUCAUUAUUAAUAAAGAAGAAUCAGGAGCUUAGGAUGUAUUAACACCAACUCAUUAAUAUACUAACCGGACAAUGUUCUACAAACAAUUCUACAUUGUAAAGGACUGGAUUGGCACAAAAUAAAAUAAUUUUAUUUUAUUCAGCUUAUAAUAUGACUCGAUGGAGGAAAAUUUGAUAAGCAUGAGAGAAGACCAUUCUUUUCAUGUUCGUUACAGAAUGGAAGCUUCUUGCCUAGAGCUGGCCUUGGAAGGGGAACGUCUAUGUAAAUCAGGAGACUGCCGCGCUGGCGUGUCAUUCUUUGAAGCUGCAGUUCAAGUUGGAACUGAAGACCUAAAAACACUUAGCGCUAUUUACAGCCAGUUGGGCAAUGCUUAUUUCUAUUUGCAUGAUUAUGCCAAAGCAUUAGAAUAUCACCAUCAUGAUUUAACCCUUGCAAGGACUAUUGGAGACCAGCUGGGGGAAGCGAAAGCUAGUGGUAAUCUGGGAAACACCUUAAAAGUUCUUGGGAAUUUUGACGAAGCCAUAGUUUGUUGUCAGCGACACCUAGAUAUUUCCAGAGAGCUUAAUGACAAGGUGGGAGAAGCAAGAGCACUUUACAAUCUUGGGAAUGUGUAUCAUGCCAAAGGGAAAAGUUUUGGUUGCCCUGGUCCCCAGGAUGUAGGAGAAUUUCCAGAAGAAGUGAGAGAUGCUCUGCAGGCAGCCGUGGAUUUUUAUGAGGAAAACCUAUCAUUAGUGACUGCUUUGGGUGACCGAGCGGCACAAGGACGUGCCUUUGGAAAUCUUGGAAACACACAUUACCUCCUUGGCAACUUCAGGGAUGCAGUUAUAGCUCAUGAGCAGCGUCUCCUUAUUGCAAAAGAAUUUGGAGAUAAAGCAGCUGAAAGAAGAGCAUAUAGCAACCUUGGAAAUGCAUAUAUAUUUCUUGGUGAAUUUGAAACUGCCUCGGAAUACUACAAGAAGACACUACUGUUGGCCCGACAGCUUAAAGACCGAGCUGUAGAAGCACAGUCUUGUUACAGUCUUGGAAAUACAUAUACUUUACUUCAAGACUAUGAAAAGGCCAUUGAUUAUCAUCUGAAGCACUUAGCAAUUGCUCAAGAGCUGAAUGAUAGAAUUGGUGAAGGAAGAGCAUGUUGGAGCUUAGGAAAUGCAUACACAGCACUAGGAAAUCAUGAUCAAGCAAUGCAUUUUGCUGAAAAGCACUUGGAAAUUUCAAGAGAGGUUGGGGAUAAAAGUGGUGAACUAACAGCACGACUUAAUCUCUCAGACCUUCAAAUGGUUCUUGGUCUGAGCUACAGCACAAAUAACUCCAUAAUGUCUGAAAAUACUGAAAUUGAUAGCAGUUUGAAUGGUGUACGCCCCAAGUUGGGACGCCGGCAUAGUAUGGAAAAUAUGGAACUUAUGAAGUUAACACCAGAAAAGGUACAGAACUGGAACAGUGAAAUUCUUGCUAAGCAAAAACCUCUUAUUGCCAAACCUUCUGCAAAGCUACUCUUUGUCAACAGACUGAAGGGGAAAAAAUACAAAACGAAUUCCUCCACUAAAGUUCUCCAAGAUGCCAGUAAUUCUAUUGACCACCGAAUUCCAAAUUCUCAGAGGAAAAUCAGUGCAGAUACUAUUGGAGAUGAAGGGUUCUUUGACUUAUUAAGCCGAUUUCAAAGCAAUAGGAUGGAUGAUCAGAGAUGUUGCUUACAAGAAAAGAACUGCCAUACAGCUUCAACAACAACUUCUUCCACUCCCCCUAAAAUGAUGCUAAAAACAUCAUCUGUUCCUGUGGUAUCCCCCAACACGGAUGAGUUUUUAGAUCUUCUUGCCAGCUCACAGAGUCGCCGUCUGGAUGACCAGAGGGCUAGUUUCAGUAAUUUGCCAGGGCUUCGUCUAACACAAAACAGCCAGUCGGUACUUAGCCACCUGAUGACUAAUGACAACAAAGAGGCUGAUGAAGAUUUCUUUGACAUCCUUGUAAAAUGUCAAGGAUCCAGAUUAGAUGAUCAAAGAUGUGCUCCACCACCUGCUACCACAAAGGGUCCGACAGUACCAGAUGAAGACUUUUUCAGCCUUAUUUUACGGUCCCAGGGAAAGAGAAUGGAUGAACAGAGAGUUCUUUUACAAAGAGAUCAAAACAGAGACACUGACUUUGGGCUAAAGGACUUUUUGCAAAAUAAUGCUUUGUUGGAGUUUAAAAAUUCAGGGAAAAAAUCGGCAGACCAUUAGUUACUAUGGAUUUAUUUUUUUUCCUUUCAAACACGGUAAGGAAACAAUCUAUUACUUUUUUCCUUAAAAGGAGAAUUUAUAGCACUGUAAUACAGCUUAAAAUAUUUUUAGAAUGAUGUAAAUAGUUAACCUUCAGUAGUCUAUUAAGGCAUUAAUACUUCUCUGGACAUGCGCGUUUGAGGGUGGAGGGGUCCUGUAAGGUGCUUCAUCGUCUGUGAUUACUGCUUGGGAUGUGUUCUUUGGCAGCUUGUGAGAUUACUUUACCUAGUGUUUAUAAAGUAGGAAGUUAAGUGAAUCAUAGAUUAGAAUUUAAUACUCUUAUGGAAAUAAUUUUUUAACAUCUUAAUUGACAAUGGCGUUUUUUUAUACAUAACCAUGGAUGUAGUGGGAAACAAUGUUGUUUGGUAAAAAUAAUGUACUUGAUCAAUGUAAAAAAGUAUAUAAAAUAGUCUUACUAAAAAUCUAGGUUUUUUUUUCCUCCAUGAAAAUCUGUUUUUUUAGGCCAAAGUCAGUAUAAAAGAAACUCUACUUCUUGGGCUGGGCAUGGUGGCUCAUUCCUGUAAUCCCAGCACAUUGGGAGGCUGAGGCAGGAGGAUCGCUUGAGGCUAGGAGUUCAAGACCAACCUGGGCAACAUAGACCCCCGUGUCUAUGAAAAAUAAAUCAGCAGCCAGGCGCAGUGGCUCACACCUGUAAUCCCAGCACUUUGGGAGGCCGAAGCGGGCGGAUCACUUGAGGUCGGGAGUUUGAGACCAGCCUGGCCAACAUAGUGAAACCCUGUCUCUACUAAAAAUACAAAAAUUAGCUGGGCAUGGUGGCAUGCGCCUGUAGUUUCAGCUACUUGGGAGGCUGAGGCAGGAGAAUCACUUGAACCCCUGGGAGGCAGAGAUUGCAGUGAGCUGAGACCAAGCCACUGGACUCCAGCCUGAGUGACAGAGCAAGACUCUGUCUCAAAAAAAAAAAAAACAGCAAGCAUGCUGGCACACACCUGUAGUCCCAACUGCUUAAGAGGCUGAGGCAGGAGGACCACUUGAGCCCAGGAGGUGGAGGCUGCACUGAGCUAUGAUCGUGCCACUGCACUCCAGCCUGGGUGACAGAGCAAGACCCUGUCUCUAGAAAACAAGUAUCUUUUGUGUGUUUUGGGCUGUUUAAAAAAAUUAUUUAAAAUGGUCUCUUCUGUUCCAUAAUACUGCUGUAAAACAAACUUUUCUAAGUUCUAAUAUAAAAACAAAAAACAAAACCCAUGUGGUUAGGUCAAGAACCUAGGACACAUAAACAAACAGAAAACAGAUGAAAACUCACAAAAAUUAAAUAUGAAAGAAAGAUGUCAGCUAGAACCUUAGUUGUCAUUAAGCUUUGUCUUCCUUAUCCCAGAUAUUGAAGGCAGUUUACAAGGGGAUGAUAACAAAGUAACUAACUAACUGUAGCAAAAGACAAGUAUGGGACAGACUGGGACCUGGAGUAACACUGGAUCACAGACUGCAAAGGCCCACGCUUGGAACAAGUUGCCAACUUGUUUCACUCUGCUUGCUUCAGACUGUGCACAGCUGGGAUGGGAUCUGGGGAUGUGGACCCCUAUUCUUUCAAAAAGUCAUUCAGGUGAUUUGGAUGGGCAAAUAGAACUAUUUCUCUAAUGGCCAAUGUUUUUUAAGAGUCAUAACCUGGAAUUAAUUACAUUAAGUGCUCAGCUAAAAAAAAAAAAAAAGUUCUAAAUUACAACCUGGAUUACAUUAUGUUUCAUGUAUACUAUAAGGUAUGAUGUCCUGGAUAGCAUUUUAAAAACUCAGGUAAGUUUCAUGGGGUUCUUAUAAGAAAAUUCAGUUAAGACAAUAUACCAAACCACAACGUAAAAAGUUUGUGUAUACAAACUUUUUGUAUUAUUUGUACACAAAGUACAAAUUUGUAUUUGUACACAAAGUACAAACUUUGUGUAUUAUUUUGUGUAUACAAUAGUUCUUACAGCCUGUAAACAUUCAACAUUAUUCCAUUUAAACAUUGUUUUUAACAGCUGUCUACCCUGUUCUGAUUUUCCUAAAAGCUUCACACUAUAUAGGCUGGGCACAAUGGCUCAUGCCUGUAAUCCCAGCACUUUGGGAGGCCGACAAGGGCGGGUCACUUGAGGUCAGGAGUUCGAGACCAGCCUGACCAACAUGGUGAAACCCCAUCUCUACUAAAAAAUACAAAAAUUAGCCAGGCAUGGUGAUGCACAUCUGUAAUCCUAGCUACUCGGGAGACUGAGGCAGGAGAAUCUCUUGAACCUGGGAGGUGGAGGUUGCAGUGAGCCGAGAUUGUACCACCUCACUCCAGCCUGGGUGACAGAGCAAAACUCUCAAAAAAAAGUAAAAUUUCAAAAAAGCUUCACAAUAUAAACCUUAAUUUUAAUGACAUAUUGGCUAGUCAAUAAACAAGUCUUAUCUCAUCUCAUCUCUUUUCUGAUAACAAACACCCGAUGUGUUCAAUUUGCUUUCAUAUUUAAGUCUUUCCUGAAUUGCUGUCAUCAUUCAACAACAGUUGCAUGUCGCCUUGCUAGCUGUCAAAGUAGACUUCAUCCCCAAAUGGAUAUCUGUAAUGAAAGAAUACAAAGGUGAAAUUUUAUUUAAAAAUUUUUUAAAAGAAUUUGGUUUUGGAUUAAAAGGCAUGCAAGCAGCAUUAAUUCCACUCACAGUUACAGUCUAUCACCUGGGGCAUUCACUACUUUUCAGAGUCAGAUCACAGUUCAAAAGACAGCUCUCACCUUGGGGGCAUAUUCCCCAAGUCAGUGUGAACAUGUCUUGUCCCAAGAGGACACUUUAUACGCAUGGAUGUUCACAAAUUUAUUCUAAACUGCAGGUGUCUGUCAGGAUUCAUUUGUUAAACAUGUCCUCUGUGUUAAAAAUCCUAAAAUCCUUUUGCAUUUCUUAGAAAAAAUCACGUUUCUGAUGAAAUUCUAAAGAUGUUUGCAAUAUUAAACUAGAAUAUAUUAACAUGUAUAAUUUUGAGACAAGGUCUUGCUCUGUCACCCAGGCUGGAGUACAGUGGCUCGAUCAUAACUCACUGCCACCUCACGAUCCUCUUGCCUCAGCCCUCCAAGUAGCUGGGACUACAGGCGUGUACCACCAUGCCUGGCUAGUUUUAUUUUUAGUACAUAGCCUUGAACAACUGAGCUUAAGCGAUCAUCCUCCCUCAACCUUCCAAAGUGCUAGGACUGUAGGCAUGAGCCACUGCACCUGGCCUAAAAUUACAUUGUUACAGGCACGUAAGUAACACUUCCUGGAUCCAAAAAUGUGUAUUCUGCAUUUCAACAACUGAACUUAAGCGAUCAUCCUCCCUCAACCUUCCAAAGUGCUAGGACUGUAGGCAUGAGCCACUGCACCUGGCCUAAAAUUACAUUGUUACAGGCACGUAAGUAACACUUCCUGGAUCCAAAAAUGUGUAUUCUGCAUUUCAACAACUGAACUUAAGCGAUCAUCCUCCCUCAACCUUCCAAAGUGCUAGGACUGUAGGCAUGAGCCACUGCACCUGGCCUAAAAUUACAUUGUUACAGGCACGUAAGUAACACUUCCUGGAUCCAAAAAUGUGUAUUCUGCAUUUCAUAUUAAAAUAAAAAAGCAAGUGCUUGGGAUACAAAUAUCUGCAUGAAAAUUUAAAGACUUUAUUCCUGACUGGUAUCACUUUUAGUAAGCAGUUGAACAUAACUUGUAGUGUGAAUAUGGUUAAAACAAAGGACACCUGAUGUCUGUGAAGUCUGCUAAGGACAGGUACAAAAUUUAUGCAUUGCUUUUUAAAAAGUUUAAAAUGAGGAAUGCUUUUGAUAAUCAGAAAGACUAAUGUAAAGUGCUGACUGAUGUCCUGUCUGCAGUUAAGGAAGACACCCAACUCUCUUCUUCCUCAUCAUGGUAUUCUCUAUGUAUAGAUCUCUAAAAAUGCAAACUUCCUAUGGACAAGACAAUAUGAUUUGCUAUAAUAUGAAUUAAGAUAUGGUAAUAUCUAAUAGUCUCCACUGCUAGGAUUCUGAGUAACACAAAAAAUAGGUUUUAUAAAAAGCCCAUGCACUUCAAUUGGUGGGGGAAAAGAAUAAAGUCAUUUUCAGUCGACUGACUCUGUAAAACAGAUUACCAAUAUAACAAGCUAUGUUAUCUAAAUUGCCCUGGCAGUCUUCAGUUUUCUCUAAGUAAACAAAGUAAAAGGAACAAUAAGGAUGCAGGCGUAGUAAUAGCUGUGGAAAAGAUGAAACUACAGCCACAGUGACCUGUGGGCAGCCUGCGUAGAGAUAAGCUGAGGUGUCAGUCAGACUGAUCCUGGUAACGAUACUCCAUGGCUGCAUGAAGAUGCUGGAGGCAUCAAGUGGGUGGCCUUAACUCUAGUGGAUUCACUAGGCAAUGUAAAUUGGUUAGUGGGUUCCCGUAAGUGCCUGUAACAAUAAAAUUUCUUUUUCAAUGUCCCCAAUUCAAACUGGCCUCCUUAACUAUCCAGAAUCAGUGAUGCCUGUCAUCUGUUCAUCUUAAAAUAAACACUUCUUACUUUAUGGGAUGUAAAUAUCAAAGAGAAGAUGAAAUGAAAAGCUUUUACAUAUAUAACGUGUUUGUUAAUUCUAAUUGUCAGUAAAAAUGUGAAUGUUGAAGUUGAAA